CAAGCCCCUUGACACAUCUCACUACAAUCCACCAUAACAAGAAUUUACCACCCACAAAGAGGGAUGCUCUUUAAUUUCAGGAAGAUGUAUGCAACUACACGCGAGGAGUUCCUCGCCACAAGCAUUACACCAGCCAACCCCUCUCCGUCAGACACCGAAUGCGCAAUCUGCAAGGAAGACUACAACACUACCACGCACACGGCAGUAACCUUUUCCGACAGCGCAAGCUGCAAACACAUCUUCUGCGAAACCUGCAUCGUCGCCUGGCUCAACGCUAAAGGAACAAAUUCCUGCCCGUUGUGCAGAUGUGAACUCUUUGUUCUGGCUUAUGGAGAUAAAGAGGUGGACUACGAUAUGAACAUAGACUUCGACACUGAUUCUGAUGGUGGCAUUGAGUACUAUUUUGGAGGGGAAGGGGAAGAAGGAGGAGGAGAUGAUGGAGAUGAGAACGAGGAUGAAAAUGAAGACAUCCCACUCAUCUACCUCUACCGCGAUGAACUACGCCUCCAAAUGACGCCCACGGAGAUAAACGAUCUCCUCCUGACAAUCUGGCACAAAGUCUGGAACCUACUCUCCACGUACCGCUCCAAGCUCUCACAAGCCGUGCAAGCCGUUCAAGAGGGGAAAGGCCUUCCUAAUUGGUACAUUCCAGUCGACAGUUAUCUGCCCACGACACAGACCAUGGUGACUUCCUUCGUCAACACCGUUUCAAUAAAUACGGGAACGGAUAUCUCGGGCACUCUGACGGCGGAGAAGCUGCGGAGGCUGGAGGCAUUGUUGCAAAUUGUUUUGGAGGAGCAGGUGAAGUGGGUUUAUGAGGCGGAUGGGUGGCCAACUGAAGAUAUUUUGCCGGGGUUUGAGGGGGAGUGGAAGGAGGAUUGGUCGAAUCGAGUGUGUCUUCUUUUGGGCUUGGUGUCUCCGCGCUCGAUAUCGGAGCAAUAGGCGUGGUGGGAUUUGCGUAUGGCAUCUAAGGUCCAGGUCUGUUCCGGGGCUGCGGUUACGCAUGCCGUCUCUCAACAGCAAUGGGUACAACAGGCUUGAGGUGGGAAAUUGCCCUAUAGUCACUCUUUGCAAUGGUUGAGCAGGGUU
Alternaria rosae is the source of this 1089-nucleotide messenger RNA. RefSeq lists its product as uncharacterized. Gene Ontology annotation, biological process: ubiquitin-dependent protein catabolic process; protein ubiquitination. NCBI's taxonomy places the organism in Eukaryota, Fungi, Ascomycota, Dothideomycetes, Pleosporales, Pleosporaceae. The transcript has a single exon. Gene Ontology annotation, cellular component: ubiquitin ligase complex; cytosol. The record is from RefSeq and is a predicted model, not a curated record. Gene Ontology annotation, molecular function: ubiquitin protein ligase activity. Bases 64 to 942 code for a protein of 292 amino acids.